This is a messenger RNA of Vitis vinifera (wine grape), 2546 nucleotides long. Its product is annotated as L-ascorbate oxidase homolog. The coding region runs from base 712 to 2325 and encodes 537 amino acids. Gene Ontology annotation, molecular function: oxidoreductase activity; copper ion binding. NCBI's taxonomy places the organism in Eukaryota, Viridiplantae, Streptophyta, Magnoliopsida, Vitales, Vitaceae. The transcript has 9 exons. The record is from RefSeq and is a predicted model, not a curated record.
AAGGGCCAAGAAAGAAACCCACUGCAGAACAAAAAAGAAAUGAUAAAAUUGACGCCCCUUCUUGAAACGCUGCAAUCUUAGACAAACUCGAUCCAUGGAAGCCUCUCAGUGUCUUCGGCCUCUGCUAGCUGCCGCGCCAUGUGACCUAUCUUCAACACCACCUCCAUCUCAUUCACAUUUGCAACACUCCGCGAUCUCUUUCAUUUAUUUAAUCAUAGUCCGACCUCCAUUAAUUGCACUUGAUGAUGAUCCGCUCUCGGCUGCGUCGCUCUCGCUCUCUCAGAUUUUUCUUCCUCCUGCCACCUCCCACGAAUCCACAGCUAAUUCUCUAUGCAAAAUUCACAAUAUAUGGCUACUACAUAAGUUUCUUGCAGUGGAUGGUUUUAGUAUUCCAAGAAAUGCUGGUCAAAUAGACAACAUGGGUUUCAGUAUUGGGAGAGAAAUGAGGUUGAGAAAGAACAGAUGGGUUUGCAUGAAGUGCGCCGCAAAUGAGUUUGCGAUCAGCCCUCGAUAUUUGUGACCAUGCUGGCAUUCUUAGGAUCUUUCAUGGCCACCUUUUUUCUGGUUUAAAAAAUAAAUAUAUAAGGAAUUGCGCGUGGACUCAAUGGUUGUUGCAUUACAUUCUCACUUCCUUCUCCUUGUUUGUUUCUUUCACUGAGGAGUUUGGAUUUCGGAGAAGAACAGAAUCUUGGAGGAACAAUUUCUGAUAGAAUGAGGCCGGCCAUUUUCCUGCAUUUUUUCUUUGGAACAUUGGCCUGUUUGAGUCUCCUCUGUGUUAUAGCAGAGGACCCAUCUAGAUAUUACACAUGGACAGUCACAUAUGGAACAAUUUCUCCUCUUGGGUCUCCUCAACAGGGUAUCCUUAUUAAUGGACAGUUUCCUGGUCCUACGAUUGAUUGUGUGACCAAUGACAACAUUAUUGUUACUGUCAUCAACAAGCUGGAUAAACCUUUCCUCAUUACAUGGAAUGGGAUUAAACAGAGAAAGACCCCAUGGCAAGAUGGAACGCUUGGCACCAAUUGUCCAAUCCCACCAAACUCAAACUGGACAUACAAGUUCCAGACGAAGGAUCAGAUAGGAACCUACUCCUACUUCCCUUCAACUCUAAUGCAUAGAGCUGCUGGAGGUUUUGGGGGUUUUAAUAUUGCGUCCAGGUCUGUGAUACCGAUUCCAUAUCCUAUACCAGUUGAAGAAUUCACUCUACUUGUUGGCGAUUGGUACAACUCUUCCCACAAGGCAUUGCAGGCCAAAUUGGACUCAGGUAUUCCUCUUCCACUUCCUAAUGCUCUUCUGAUAAAUGGGCUUCCUAGUGGUUCCACUUUCACCGGUGAAAAAGGGAAAACCUACAAGUUCAGGGUUUCAAAUGUGGGCAUAUCAACUUCAAUCAAUUUUAGGAUUCAGGCCCACACAAUGACACUCGUUGAAGUAGAAGGAGCUCAUACAGUGCAGGAUGUUUAUGACUCCCUGGAUGUUCAUGUGGGUCAAUCUGUUGCUGUCCUGGUUACCUUGCAUGCUACGGUCAAGGAUUAUUUCAUCGUGGCCUCGACCCGGUUUACAAAGCCCGUCCUCACUGCUACUUCAUUUCUUAAGUAUGCUGGUUCCAGCACCCCUGCCUCUGAGCCAUUGCCAAUUGGUCCAACUUAUCAGAUUCACUGGUCAAUGAUGCAGGCAAGGACCAUCAGACGGAAUUUGACUGCAAAUGCAGCCAGGCCAAACCCUCAAGGGUCAUUCCAUUAUGGGACCAUACCGAUACAAAGGACACUCAUUUUAGCCAACUCUGCAACUAAGAUCAAUGGAACCCUAAGAUAUGCUGUUAAUGGGAUCUCCUAUGUCAACCCCGCAACCCCAUUGAAGCUUGCUGACUAUUAUAACAUCUCGGGUGUCUUCAAGUUAAACUCCAUCAAGGAUACUCCUCCUUCUGGCCCUGCAGUUUUCGGCACCUCUGUCAUAGGAACUACCCUUCAUGACUUCAUAGAAAUUGUCUUCCAGAACAAUGAGACCACUCUCCAAUCUUGGCAUCUGGAUGGUUAUACUUUCUGGACUGUCGGAUUUGGCUCCGGCCAGUGGACGCCUGACAUGAGGAGGCGCUACAAUCUGGCUGAUGCUAACAGUAGACACACUGUCCAGGUAUACCCCAAUUCUUGGAGUGCAGUACUGGCAUCUUUGGACAACAAAGGCAUGUGGAACUUGAGGUCUGCAAUAUGGUCACGGCAGUAUCUAGGACAGCAAUUGUAUAUCAGAGUAUGGAACAACGAAACGAGCUUGUUUACUGAGUAUGAUGUUCCUGAUAAUGCAUUGUACUGUGGCAAGGCCAAGCGCCCAUAAAAUUACCUUCAUGUGUUAGUUCUUUCAUUGUUAUUACUAUUAGUUUUUUUCUUUCUUUCUUUCAUUUUCAGUUACGAGGGUGUGACUGUCGGUAAAAAGGAAAAAGGGGGGUCAAUAAGCUUAGAAAGAGGGACAAUAUUGAAGAAAAUUUUAGUUGUCAUUGUGUCAAGAUUUCUUCCUAUUCAUAAUCAUAAUAAUAUUUUCCUUACUUUUUCUGAUCA